Messenger RNA from Tuber melanosporum (Perigord truffle), 2312 nucleotides. RefSeq lists its product as uncharacterized. NCBI's taxonomy places the organism in Eukaryota, Fungi, Ascomycota, Pezizomycetes, Pezizales, Tuberaceae. Bases 838 to 1947 code for a protein of 369 amino acids. The transcript is spliced from 8 exons. The record is from RefSeq and is a predicted model, not a curated record.
CGCAGCGGCUCAUAGAUAAUUGCCACUUCCAUCAUAAUGCGUCUCUCAUCCUGUCAAGGCUAGUCAUGGAGUGGGACCGGUACUGUACAAGCACCAGCUCCGCGAUAAUACCAGUGCGGUGCAAUAUUGUACGGUGGUGUUCUGAUACCGGUAUGGAGUUCACAGUUAUGCCGGGAAACGAAGCUACCCGAGUGAACGAGGAGCAAACACAAAAGCACCUUUGCCUUCCCGUCUACUUAUUAUACUCUACGUACUCAACCGAGCAGAGACACCAUACAUGUGCGGUGGUGCGGGCACCUUCAUAGUCUAACAUCGAUUUUUUCUUGAGAUCGGAGCAGGUUUAAAUCUAGCCGCUGGUUUCCUUUGACUUAUUUGACCUAGGCUAGCGAAAUGGAAGGGGAAACUGAUUGGUAGCCCUACGGCGGGGUUUUUGUUUCAUUUUUUCUUUCAUGGAUAAGUCGUCUUACCUGCAUGCAUCUUUGACUCCGCCAUUUGAGAUCAUGGCAUGUGAGUUUUUUAAUUGCUAUGGGGUCAUUGAUCCUUCGCAUGGUGGGGCUCAGCUCGGUGUUCCCCUUUCUCUUAAACGGUUUAUAAAGUAUAUCGAUCGUUUUACUUUUGAACGUCACUGGGAACGAGCGGGUGGAAGUUUGCUUUUUGUUUAGUAUUCUGCUGCGCAGUAUCUACAACUACUACUGCUACAACUGCUACUACUGCUACUACUGCUACAACAAUAGCAGCAACAGCAGCAACAGCAGCAACAACACAACUACUACCGCGAUAGCUACUGUGCUAAGGUGCAGUUACAACUUCACCAAGUGAUAAUUUAUUUGUUGCAGAAUGGGGGUCAUUACGCGACUUGUCGAACCCACGAACAUCCCUGGUCACGCGGUACGGACGCCCAUAGAUAACUUCUAUCUUCUUUUCGCACCAGCAGACUUUACCCAUCCCGCUGCGCUCGACCCGGAGUAUAUUCCGGAUACGAGGGGUUCACUAUUGAAAGGGUUCGUUCUCGCCUCAUUGGCAAUUGCGACCGUCGCAGUUGGACUGAGGAUUUAUUCCCGAUUGCGGAUACUGAAGAAGCUAGGAUGGGAUGAUUGGGCAAUUAUUCCAGCUCUGAUAACAUAUAUGGCAUAUACUGGGUUGAUCAUAUGGGGGACUGAAAGCGCUGGUUUAGCGGAGCAUCUAUAUGAUCUUACUGCCAGGCAGAUUCUCAAUUGGUUCAAAGUCCAAUACCUCAUCGUAGUGGUCGCACCAAUAACCUUCCUACUAAUUCGCUUCUCGAUUCUCCUCUUCCUACAUAGGCUCGCCGGAAAUGGCGAGCCCGGCACCCAAAUUGCUAUCAAAAUCCUGCACGUGCUUAAUUUCCUCUGGUACCCUGCCAGCGUCCUGCCCCCCGUACUGAUGUGCGCCCCGAGGGAAAUGCGGAUGUGGGACCUCAUGGCGAUCAUUAGAGCACAGUGCCUCCAGCCAAAAGUUGCCGACACCAUGCAGAUCAAUUCUACAACUAUGGUUGUGCUCAGCGCUACAUUUGAUAUAGCGUGCUUGCUGGUACCCGUGCGCCUAGUAUGGAAGUUGAGGAUGUCGGCGAGGAAGAAGGCGGUGGUUUCUAGCCUAUUUGGGGUAGGGAUAUUGGCUUGUGUGUGUGGAAUUCUGAGAGCGUAUUUCAUGGCAAGGUUGCUAGAGAAGAAUGGGACAAGUUUCGAUUCUACUUGGAAUAUGGUGAACCCUCUGAUUUGCGCGCAAAUGGAAGCCUGCCUCGGUAUCAUCACUGCCUGCGGACCCUCUCUGAAGAUGCUUUAUAAACAAAUCCACGGCACUCUAGAAUCAUCAAUUGGCAAGCGGUCAACCACCGGGGAGUUUAGUAUAAUCGGAGCCAAAAGAUGGUCGAAUAGAUCAGAGCAGAGGACAGAGUUUAGUGAGAGAGUUAUGAGCAGCCUGCCGCCAUGAAAUUUCGAUCUCGAGCAUUCUUUACGCCUUUUUCUCACGCCCCAAACGGAGAACCACGCCGGCAGAACCUGAUACCCCGGCCGCAACGGAAGAAAGAGCCAACGAAAAUACACGAUUGGCAGGAAUUUUUCAACCGUCUCUGUUAGUCUAUUCUCAUAGACAACUAGGGGGAUUUCAAUUACUGGAAUUUUCCACAAGUCUCCCGUCCUUAGCAGAUUUUCACAGAAGGAGACAUCCCAGCCUCCAUGGCUCUCCAAACACGGGGUUUUCCUAUCUCAAUUUCAUACCUAUGACCUCGGACCACGGCGCUAUGGCGUUGAAUAACUUGGGCGGUAUAUGGGGAGUGAAUAAAUAAGAAUCAAAAA